AUGGUGGACGUUAGCUCUGACUCGGUCGGCUGGGUCUCAGCGGGGGGUGUUUUGGGUGAGAGGAUAGGUGACGAGGGUGAUGGUGGGGAUGGUACGGACACUGGCGCAGGGCAUCGUCAACGACCGGAAGAACCCUCAGAGAAACCCCCAGAGAACCCUCAGAGAAACCCCCAGAGAACCCUCAGAGAAACCCCCAGAGAACCCUCAGAGAAAACACCAGAGAAACUCCUAGAGAACCCCCAGAGAAACCCCAGAGAAACCCCCAGAGAACCCCACCCACAGAGAACCCCAGAGAACCCCCAGAGAACCCUCAGAGAAACCCCCAGAGAACCCUCAGAGAAACUCCUAGAGAACCCAGAGAACCCCCAGAGAACCCCCAGAGAAACCACCAGAGAACCCUCAGAGAAACUCCUAGAGAACCCAGAGAACCCCCAGAGAAACCACCAGAGAACUCUCAGAGAAAACAUCAGAGAAACUCCUAGAGAACCCAGAGAACCCCAGAGAACCCCCAGAGAAACCACCAGAGAACCCUCAGAGAAAACACCAGAUAAACUCCUAGAGAACCCCACAGAGAAACCCCCAGAGAAACCCACCCACAGAGAACCCCCAGAGAAACCCCAGAGAAACCCACCCACAGAGAACCCCCAGAGAAACCCCCAGAGAAACCCACCCCCAGAGAACCCCCAGAGAAACCCCAGAGAACCCCCAGAGAAACCCCCAGAGAACCCCCAGAGAACCCCCCAGAGAACCCCCCAGAGAACCCCCAGAGAACCCCCAGAGAACCCCCAGAGAAACCCCCAGAGAAACCUCCAGAGAAACCUCAGAGAAAACACCAGAGAAAACACCAGAGAAACUCCAAGAGAACCCAGAGAACCCCCAGAGAACCCCCAGAGAAACCCCAGAGAACCCUCAGAGAAAACACCAGAUAAACUCCUAGAGAACCCCCAGAGAACCCCCCAGAGAAUCACCCGACAGUGA
Oncorhynchus gorbuscha (pink salmon) is the source of this 978-nucleotide messenger RNA. RefSeq names its product proteoglycan 4-like. The record is from RefSeq and is a predicted model, not a curated record. Bases 1 to 978 code for a protein of 325 amino acids. NCBI's taxonomy places the organism in Eukaryota, Metazoa, Chordata, Actinopteri, Salmoniformes, Salmonidae. The transcript has 2 exons.